This is a messenger RNA of Rana temporaria (common frog), 506 nucleotides long. RefSeq names its product lymphocyte antigen 6E-like. Bases 58 to 438 code for a protein of 126 amino acids. NCBI's taxonomy places the organism in Eukaryota, Metazoa, Chordata, Amphibia, Anura, Ranidae. The record is from RefSeq and is a predicted model, not a curated record. The transcript is spliced from 3 exons.
GAUGUAUAUAUUAGGGCAUACAGCCUUGGGGGUGUCACAAGUCUCCUCCAGCUCACUAUGGCAGCAUAUGCAAGCUUCCUUCUCCUGGCUGCUCUCUGCAUAGGGACAGCCCAUUCCCUGCAAUGUUACACGUGUAUCACUGCGACCAGCAACAGCAACUGCAACACAGCGACUAACUGCUCAGCCACACAAGGCAACUGCGAGACCAUUGUAGCAAGUGUUUCAGUCCUUGGAUUUUCUACAACCUCAAUAACCAAGAGCUGCGCAGCCAGCUGCACGCCAACCGGCGGUAGUUUCGUCGUGGGUUCAACCUCCGUGUCCUGCUGCUCCACUGACCUGUGCAACACCAGCGGAGCCAUCAGCAUCAAGUCCAGCUAUCCCGCCAUUUUCCUGGCAGUGGGAACCCUUGUGAUGUUCAUCAGCGGCUCCCUUCUCUGAUAUAAGAUAUGAGAUAACAGAUUGUCCAACCGGCAUCAAUAAAAAAAAUUGUAAUGAGAAGCCUUGAA